ACCCGCCGGUUCCUAUCUAUGCUAGCGCCAGUAAAAAAAGAAGCUAAUAAUAACUGUAACAAAAGCUUCAACGUGACAACAUCAACUAGUUUCGCUCUAGAUAGUCAGUCAGAAAAGGCUUCAGACAUUUUGUGCACUCAAAGUUAGUGCAGUUUGCAGAUAGUUGAUUAGGGCUACUCUUGGAAAGAAUUGGUUAGCUACCAUCGUUUUUCUUCCUUCGAUUUGGACCGCAGUUGACUGGCCAGCUAUGCCAAAACAAGGGCUUGCUAGACACAAGGUGAUAUCCUCUGGAAGACUGACUGGUGGGAGGGGCCAGGGCUCAAAGAAGAGGGGAGCAGGGCGUCCACUAGUCACUUCCACUGAGCCGGCUUAUUCCCUCUACUCCACAGACUCAGAGGACCAGGUGACAACCAUUCACCGGGGUCUGGAUCAGUGUGCUGCGCUGCUCAAUGUCAUUCUCCAGGCAGAGACUGCAGAGGCCAAGCCAAUCUCCGUCAGGGGAGCAGGGAAGACUCGAGCCGCCAAAUCCCGACCGCUGUGCACUCUGGGAAAGGAGAGGGUAGACACAGAGAGGAGGAAGCAGACAAAGAGACCUGUCACUCAGACUGCUAAAAAAAAAGCUCCCGUGCAGAAGAUGAUCCUGUCAUCCCUGUCGUAUCCUGGGAUGAGGAACAAUAUUCAGAGUUUGGCCGGAACGUCAGAGCCGGCGUCAGAUGCUCGGUUUAACUGUCGCCUGACCACCUCCACCCCCACCCUGAGUCCCCAAAGACUCCCCCCUAACAACACACUCCCCUCAGGCCCCUCUGUCCCUCGAGCCCAGCCUGGAGGCUCCAUCAUUGGGGUGGCAUCAGUCCACUUGGGGGGCUCUACCUCCACAGCUCCGUUAGCUUCUCCUGGAGCUGUAGCUACGUCUCUACCCACAGCCCCUCUCACAGGCCCAGUACUCUCUCUCCUCGCAGCCCAGCCAGGAGGCUUCGUCUCUGGGGUUGGAGGUUCGGCUGCCCAGGGGAGCUCCAGGUCCUGUAGCCUGCACCUUGGUGCUCCCUCUGUGGAGAGGCUAGCCCUGUCUGCCCCCCUGCCCUCUGACAGCUCUGUGUCUGGAGAAAGUGGACAUCCAAUCUCAUCUUCCUGCUCUCCCUCUCGUCAGGGACCACCAGUACUCUUCUCUGAAAUUCAUUCUCACCCCCAGCCUCACCCCCAACCUCACCCCCUUGCCAACACUCAACCACAGUCUGCCCCAGAUGCUCCAUCCCUGGACAGGGGGGGCCAGCUGGUUUCUACACAGGAUGGAGGGACCGUAGCCAGGGAGGCUGGCGGCCACAUGGAGGGUAACGCUGGAGAGGAGGAAGAGGAGUGUCCAGUGAGAGACACCAGCGCCCAGACCUGCUGUAACAUACAAACACACACCCAGCUGGCAUACACACACCCACACACACACACAGACCCAGUGCCUGUACAGGCAUACUUACAACACACACAUCCAGGUGUGGCUCCCAACCACACACACUCGUACACACGCAUGCCGCUGGCGCUGGGCUCUAAGGGCUGUAGUCCAGAGGGAACCGCUCGUCAGGUGAUGACUGUUCAGUACCUCCUUGGAGAAUUGAAGGCUCUGCUCGCUGGCCAAGACAGUGUAGCAGAGCGUCUGGUGUGUGAGCUGGAGCAGACAGUGUCUAUACUUCCUGUCAUGGUGGGCAGCUCUAACAUCCAGGCUGAGAUUGCUCUGGUCCUGCAACCUCUACGCAGUGAGAACGCACUGCUACGCAGGCGUCUGAGGAUAGUGAACCAACAGUUGCAGGAGAGAGAGCGAGCAGAGAGGGAGGCCAGAGAUGUCCACUGUGACACUGACGGUAAGAUAAACUGCCCUGCCCUCUUUCAACUUUCUAUCAGUGAGAGGUUAUUAUCGUGUGUCUGUAUUUCUGAGUAUCUAACCUCCUCUUGUUCUGUCUGUCUCUGUUUCUCUCUCUCGGCCUGUUCUGUCUGUCUCUGUUUCUCUCUCCCUGUCUCUCUCAGAGCUCUACAGGUCCCUAUCACUGAGUCUCCUGCUGUGACUGACAUCCCUACGUCCCGCCUCCCUCUCACUAAACAAGCUCUGGACCAAUACCAGGACCAGCAGGGUCCGUCAGACCACCCAGUCAGCCAAUACCUGUGGUCGUUGGAGCAGAAGGGGUGUGGUUCUGUCUCCCUGCCCUGUAAAGGCCCUGAGUGCAACUACACACACCAGCAGGACUUCAGUGUGUGUACACCAGGUGGUCAGAGUGUGUCUGCGGAUCAGGAAGUGGCUCUGGAAAGAAAAGCCACCCCACCUUUGGCCUUUGCCCCACUGAGAGAGACUGUGAGGUCACCACUUCCUGUUGAGGGGUUACCGCUUCCUGUGAUGUCACAGAGAGGAGGAGGACCACAGGGUCUUCAGAGCCUUAGUGUUGCCCUCGAGAGUUUCCCUCAAUUAAAAAGCCUAUUAUCUAAUCUCAACCAAUCAAACGGACUCUGCUCUAAUGGUGCUGGACACUCUGACCUGUCCCAGAGUCACCGGCGCCGUCUGGACAUGGAUAUGGCAUCACCGGGCAAGGGGCGGAACUCUUCGCUUGACUCCACUGGCCUCUCCUUAUGUGAGGUCAGAUCCUUGGCUUCUGAUUGGAGUGCAGGGUCAAGCUCGACCUUUGACACGCGUGACGAACAGGAGUUCCGGAACGGGCUGGCCGCUCUGGAUGCCAGCAUUGCCAGCUUGCAGAGAACUAUAAAGCAGGACCUCAAGCGAUGAGACAGAGACACACAGCGAGGUAGUCUGAAUCUAUUCCAAUGUAAUAAAAUAACCAAGGUCUUUUUUUAGGUUUCUUUUUAAUUGUACUUUAUUUGAAUAAAAUGGCAAAUGAAAUAGUUA
This is a messenger RNA of Oncorhynchus masou masou (cherry salmon), 2881 nucleotides long. RefSeq names its product coiled-coil domain containing 14 (gene ccdc14). The coding region runs from base 248 to 2761 and encodes 837 amino acids. The transcript has 9 exons. Gene Ontology annotation, cellular component: centriolar satellite. Lineage: Eukaryota; Metazoa; Chordata; Actinopteri; Salmoniformes; Salmonidae. Gene Ontology annotation, biological process: protein localization to centrosome. The record is from RefSeq and is a predicted model, not a curated record.